AUGGACUUCACAGACGUCGGCAUUAGCCAUACUAUUUUGAACAGUGUCCAAUUAAAUCACCUUGUUGACUUUUCUCCCUCUGCAGCUGCCAUUGCCAAAGAAGCCCGCCUUUGCGUUCUUGCUAUUGUUGUUGGGUGGAUUACUACUCGUGUCGUUUCUAGCCUUUGCGAUCUACCCCGAAGAUCAAUCUCACAAAACAAAGAAUCCAUCCCAGGAUGGACCCUUAGUGGAGAAAGCUUCGACCCCUCCUUGCUCUCCGAUAAGCUAAUCUUAACACCGCCUUACCCGGGAAGUGUACGAGGAUCAGCAUGGGCUCAAAGUCCUGUUCUUCAAUCUGAAUGGUCUGCCGAAUUUCAAUUCCGAGCGACUGGCCCCGAGAGAGCGAGUGGCAAUCUUCAAUUAUGGUAUACAAAGGAUGGACAAGCCCGGAUUGGCGCAUCCAGCAUCUACACCGUCGGACCAUUUGAUGGAUUCGCUCUUGUCAUUGAUACUCAUGGCGGAAGGGGUGGAAGCAUCCGUGGAUUUUUGAACGAUGGCACAACCGACUACAAGACUCACCGUAGUGUUGAUAGCCUGGCAUUUGGACACUGCGACUAUGCUUACCGAAACUUGGGUCGUCCCUCGGUAGUGAAGCUCAAGCACACCAACUCGAUCUUCCAAGUGACUGUAGAUGACAAGGUCUGCUUUUCAACCAACAUGGUGCUCCUGCCCACUGGAAACACCUUCGGUCUUACCGCUGCGACUCCAGAGAAUCCCGACUCCUUCGAGAUCUUCAAGUUCGUUCUGGAGGCCACACCUACCCAGAUCCCGAACCAAGGUUCCGCCCCACAGCAACAGUUUGUGCGCCAGGAACAAGUUGUAACACCACCUGUAGGAGACGGAAAUAAUGACGUCCUGAACAAACAAUUUGGCGAUCUAGGCGGCCGUCUUCAGGUCCAGAAUCAGGCAACAAACAAUAUCCUUCAAGAAAUCAAAGCACAAUCUGCCAAGAAUUCGGAGACAAAGGAUGCUGUGGCAUCGCUUGACGCUCGUCUCCAGCGCAUCGAGGACUUGCUCCAGAGUAUCCAGCGUGAUCUGGAAGGCAAGGAUUACGGCAGCCGCUUUAACCAGCUCCACGAUACUUUGCGAUCUUCGCACCUCAGUUUGAGUGAGAGCCUCCAGGGAAAUCUGUUGAACGCUAUCACUGCUUCCACCCCACGCAUGGGCUUCUUCAUCUUCAUGGUCAUCGCAUUCCAGGUUCUCCUCGCUGUGUCGUAUGUCGUCUACAAGCGCCGUCGUGCUGGUAUGCCCAAGAAGUACUUGUGA
Penicillium taxi is the source of this 1305-nucleotide messenger RNA. RefSeq lists its product as uncharacterized. NCBI's taxonomy places the organism in Eukaryota, Fungi, Ascomycota, Eurotiomycetes, Eurotiales, Aspergillaceae. Gene Ontology annotation, cellular component: endoplasmic reticulum-Golgi intermediate compartment; Golgi membrane; COPII-coated ER to Golgi transport vesicle. The record is from RefSeq and is a predicted model, not a curated record. Gene Ontology annotation, biological process: endoplasmic reticulum to Golgi vesicle-mediated transport; Golgi organization; endoplasmic reticulum organization. Bases 1 to 1305 code for a protein of 434 amino acids. Gene Ontology annotation, molecular function: D-mannose binding. The transcript has 6 exons.